AUGGCUGGCUUCGAAACGGCCACUUUGCAGGAACUCGUUCAACAGAAAGAAAACGAGUGGAGAGAAGCGCAAGAACUCCAGAUCAAAUCGCUGCAAAGUGCUCUGAAGGAAAAAGAGAGGCAGCUCUCCAACGAAAAAGUCCGAUUUAGGAAGUUGAAAGAGGAUUUCGAAUACAAUUUGAAACUGUUAGAAGAAAGAGACCAAGAACUUCAGAGAUAUGAUGCACUGUUUUUGCAAGUGAGAAAUAUUAACAGUGCAAGGGAUGGUGAAGUUAGUGACCUGAAAAUUCAGCUGGAUGAGCUCAAAGUCAAACUAUCACAUGAAGAGAAAGCCAAGGAAGAGCUGCAAAGGCACUACCAACAGGUAUCAGAUUUCAGAAUAAUGCACUACCAUAAAUUCUCUAUUAAGUCCCCCUCUCAAAAAAGCCCACUUCCUCCAAUAUGGCCCCCCCCCCCUUUUUCAGGGGAAGAAAGGGAAUAAGCCUUCCCUCUCUGUUAAGCCCCCACCCCUCCCCAUCCCAAAUUAUUCUUCACUAAUAAAUGAUUGACUUUUUUACUCAAUCACAACUGUAAAACUUUGUGUGGACUAAUCCAGGAUGCUCUAUUUACCAACUGGAAGUUUGGAUUUGAUACUGAUCUUCAGCUGCAUGACCUAAAACUUCUUGUACCUGAGCCUUUCCACUAUGUAUUCUAGUUCUUUAUGGAGUACUGAUACCAUCGUCUUUGUUCCGGGCGUCUUGGGUUGACUGUGAGCAGAAGGAAUUUCCUUUAGUACUCCAUGUUUAAAGCUCGUUAAUGGGCCAUUCAACAAAAUGAAUGCAUCGCAAGUUUGAACAUAUUCAUCCAACGAUAAACCACUUUUAUAGCCAAUAUCUCUCAAGGAAAUACACAAAUAAAGACGCCAGACAAAGGUUUAUUCCCUAGCUCUAAAUGUCAACAUAAGCUUCCAUUCGGUUAAAUCUUAGGUAUUUAAGCAAGGCAGCAACAAUUUUCCAGUGAAUAAAGCCAGACGGUCCACCUAGCCUUAACAAUGUCAGAUCCAGGGGAGAGGCCCCAGGGGCCCAGCCUCCUCCCCCUUAUUUUUAGACCCAAAAAAAUUUUUUGGAGACCGGCUCCCCCCCCCCUUAUCUCAAGGUCUGGAUUCGGCACUGCUUAACUACCUGGGGAGAACACUGCAAUAGAGAAACACUGUGUUCAGGGGUCUGUACAUUUGUAUUUUGUUUAAAUUCGUUGCAUCAGUCAGUAAUGCUUGGACCGAAACAGCCAUAUCAUAAAAAGCAUGGCCAAGAGACAGUUGGGCAGCAGUCGGCAAAGGAUCAUGGAACAAACUAUUGAGGAGUUCGGUACGGGUCAGUUACAGCAGGAGGGAUCUCCGUGAUCCACAUCUUUUCGCCAAUUUUAGCCAUAAUUAUAUGUAUACUAAAAUUCAGAAUAGUUUCGAAUAAAACAAAUUUAUCCUAUCCAAAUUGUUAAUUUUUCACGAGGAAGUGCUUAAAAUACAACUGUAACAUGACUCAGUUAAAAUUAAACAGGAUGUUGGCUUAGGACAACUUACAGUGUUCAUGUACAUGUAUGUAAAACCUUUUUUGACAGCGCUUGAGAGAACACCAACAGGAAUUGAACCAGUUUAGGCUUGUCAAAGAGAAUGAGGUCAACAAAGAGCGAGAAGAGUUUGAGUCUUUCAAAAGAGAAUUACAGAUUCAGCUGAGGUACAGUGUAUUAUUUUUCAAGCUUAGUGUGGACAGUAGGCCAAAGCCGAGGAAAGAGAUUCAUUUAACAAGCACAGUUUUUGAACCACUUUCUUUGCCAAUAUUACAGCAACACACACACAAAAAAACUCAACAAUAAGGAACUGAACAUAACUCCCAUCUGUACAAGCAUUGUCAAGUAUCAAAUGCAGUUCUUAGUCCCAAUAGUGACCAACAUCAAUUUUCUCCUAACAAUAUCCAUACAAUGUCAAGAGAUUAGGUCAUGAGAAUUAAUAAAAUGAUCACCUAAGAGAAAAUGCUUUGAUCUUUUAUCAAAUUCUCUCAACUCAUUCUUUAAGGAAAUGUAUAGAGAUCAGUUUGGAGAAUUUGUACAUGUAUAUUGGGGCUUAAAGGGUUAACUGUUACAGUUUACUAUUGGUUUUUUUCACAAAUACAUUUUGAAGGUUUUGUUUUGAUAAGUUAUCCCAUUACUUGCAGGGCAGCUGAAGAAGAUGUGGAGUCACAGAGACAGGAACUAAUGGCAGGGUUUGAUGAUGCUCUGCGUAAGAGAGAGCAUGAGUUUAGAAAAAAGGCAGAUGACUUAAGUAACUCUUUACUGGCCAGUGAACUCAAGGUAGGCUGAACCUAAAAAUGAGUUGGAUUGUAACAUAGUUAGUUAAAAAGACAGCUACAUGUACGUGUAUUAUCUUUUAGCGUUGGUUAAUUGUGGGGACCCAGGUCCAAUGAAGGGAAAUAUACCGGUAGCAACAUAAUUAUAGCCAAAGCCCCUUAAUAUCACUCACUCACUCAACCUCUUCAUCCUGCCGGGAACAUAAGAGCCCUUAAUAUGGACACCGAAAAGCAGAGCUAAAUUUAUGUAGUACAGAAAAAGGAAUUAAUGUUUUGUAAGGCAGGAUUGUAUUAAGUUUGCCAUCUCUGGGAGAAACUACAUGUGUAAUAGAGAGGUGUGUGUGCGUAUGGAGGGAUACAACUACCUUUACAUGUUAAGCUACGAGAAGUUGUAGAUACUGUGGGUUGCUACUCAAUAAUAAUUUUUUUUAACAUUGUUGCCCUUCCUUGGUUUAAAAAAUUUGUAUAGGAAUGCCCAUACAUGUAGUUUUCAAAGAACUAAAUUCCCCUCCCCCCACUGUUCAUCAUGCUGAGACAAUGUUUAUUUUAGAGAUAUCAAUUGAUACUGAAAAUGUUUAUGAUAAUACACCCUGUUAUUUACUUUAAUUUUGAGUACUAUCACCAUUUCUUCCGGCAGAGUAUUACAUCACUACGUGAUAAAUGUUUGGAUUUUGAAAGUUUUCACAUAAUUUGAAAAUUAUCAACAUCCAUAUUUAUGUAUGUUAGAGGUCAAAAUUAAAUUCAGGUUAAGAAUUUUUUAACCUAGGUUGAUUCCCUAUUUCCUUUUUCUCUCAGUCCUAAUUAUAAAUGAAUUAGGGCUAGGAGACAGGAAAUUGAGCAUCAACCUAAGUUAAAACAUUUUAAUCUGAAUUUAAUUUUAACCUGUAAUAUGCACUUUAAGAUUAAAAUGCUUACAAAGGAGCUGGAGCUAGUCAGAGUAAGUGGAGAAAAAACUAAAGACGAACUGGAGGGAUCUGAAACAACUGUUGACAAUUUGGAAAAACAGCUGAAACAGAAGGAUUGGGAGUUAACAGAUCAACAGAGCAUGCACAGAGCUAAAGAGGCUGAAAUGGAAGCAGAGGUUGAACAACUGAGAUCUGCUUUUAGCAAGGCACAAGAUCGAUUUCAGCACAAGCAUGCAGAGCUGGAUCGUUAUGCUAAAGAGAAGGAACAAGCCCUUGUUGCAGCUAAAGAAGUAUGCAUAGCCUGCGAAAACAUCCAUUUCUCCUCGCUCUUCGCCGCUAGGCAUGUUUCGCGCAGAGGAACGUCUGUGACUCAGCGACAGAAAUUCCAUACUGAUGACAUAAAAUCUGUCCAGAAUCCGGUCAGAAGUGCUGAUUGGUGGACGGAGUAGUUACAUUGUUUUAGUUAUUGUUUACGAAUGAUAGACAAAAGACAAAAUGCCACAAAGGUCAAAGGUUAAAUGCAAAAAGCCUCUAACAAAACAGUCAAUAUUUAUGUAGUAUAGUCUUCCCUAGAAGAAGCAUUUGAGUUUUGCUGGAGCGAGUUGACAGAUGAACUCAAUACUUUUCCAAAAUCAACCACAAGACACGUAGAAAUGGACAAAUGUACAUUCGGAACCCUAUGACUUCGGGAUUUAUUAUCUAAACAUUGAUUUGCGUCAUCAGUAUGGAAUUUCUGUCGCUGAGUCGCAGACGUUCCUCCACAAGAAACUUCCCCAGCAGUGAAGAAUGAGGAGAAAUGGAUGUUUUCGCAGGCUAAAGUAUGCAUGGUUUAAGAGAAACAAACCCAGAAUGCAAUCUAUGAUGCUAUAAGUAGAUGUUAACAGAAACCUCAGCAUGACAAAAGUGUUACACUCAAAGUUCUUACCUUACACCCUGAAAUCCCCUAGAUAUUUAUAAUAAAUAUUAAAAUCUGUACAUCUGAAAAUGGCUUUUGAUACUGAUCUCUCUUUAACUCUUCGAAAAUAUCAGAGCUUACACUUUGCAUCCCUUGUGUUAAUAACAGCAUAAAUUUUUAUGUCAUCCGAUCUAGUGUUUCACUUUCACGGCCUUAAUUGCUUGGAAUAGUAUUGCAUAGCAUAUUCAAGAUGUGUUCUAGAAAAUACCCAAGAAUACCUCACAUGAAAGGGUUUCUGGUUUUAACUUCCACACCCAUCCAGAAAUUCAACACAUACAUGUAAUUUAACUUUGCGAUUCCUCUGUAUGUACAUCACAGUAUGACCUUCCAAUUGUGAAGUAGGGAAAACUUGUUUUUUAAUUUUUAUUUCCCAUAAGAGCUAUAGUGGGCUUGAAAGAAGUUUAGAAGAGAAGAUCCGUACAUUGCAAAAUCAGCUGGAAACAGAACAGGUUGAGUGUCGCAGAUUGGUUUGGGCUAACAGUGAUGCUGUGAAGGAAAGACAGCUGGAAGUGCAAAGGUAUAAAAGAGUUUGUGAUACUACAUGAUGUUGUUGUGAUUUAAGUUCCUACAAGGUCUGAAAGCUUUCUAUUCUUGUAGACCAUGGCUAUGAAUUCCAGAAGAAAAGAGAAAAUAAUGGUGAAUUUGCAUUGAAUUUUCCUAACCAAUCAUAUGAGGGAUUGUUGUAUCUGUCAGGUGCCUCCUUACUUUUACAUCUCACAAGAACUCUGAUCACUUGUAACAUCAAGUGAGCUCAGCCAUAACAGGUUUUAUGGGUUACAGCCCUCAAUGAACCUUCCGCUCCCUUUUAAUAUCAUUAUUAUUUAAUGUUUACGUUGUUAUAAUAAUUAUUAUUACCUCAUUAUUCUACAGGGCCCAGUUCCUGAAAUGAAAAGUAGUGCUAAUCACUUUGUGCUAAUCCAGGAAGAACUGUUUUGUUGACAAUAACUAUUGUACAAUAUAUUUACUUUCCUAUAGACCUCUUUAGCUUGUAUGUUUUGUUUUCCCAAUAGAGGUCCCGGAGGAACUUGAUCCUUUGCCUUUUCAUAAAUUAUGCAUACAUAUACAUGUGAAUAAAACGAAAUUUGAAAGAAACAGUUCUCUAGGGUAUUGUCACAUGACUUGUAUUGGGAAAAAAAACUUACAAACUAAAGAGGUCUAUAGAUUGUUUACAGUAUCAUUUUGUAUUAUCAUUACUGAAACUCAGAUUACAGGCUAAGUUAUACUGUUACUGUACAUGUACCAUUAUAUUAAGCUUUUGGUGCAUGCUCCUUGACUUGAAAACGUUGCUUAAAAAUUGGCUAGCCCUGGAUGACACAUAGCCACCUCUCGAGUAAAAGGGCAUAGACCUUUAUGGCAAGUAAUAUUAUGAUAAUUAACAAUUAUUAUUAUUUAUUCUGCUGUUUUGGCAUUAUUUCACCUUUCUAUUAGCAAAAGUUAAAUUAAGGAACAAUAUUUUGUCUCUUUAUUCAUACCUGUUAACAUCCCGUAAAAUUCCGAAAAUAAGUCCCGGGGCUUAUAUUUUUGAAGGGCCCUUUUUGAGGGGCUUAUUUUUGAAGGGGCUUAUAUGCAGAGGGGCUUAUCUACAGAGGGAUAUUUGCGUUUCAAAAUCAAUUGGGCUAGCCUUAUAGUUGGAAGGAAAUUUACCAUUUUUGCUUUGUUUUAAUUUGUAUUUGAGGGCAAUUUUCCAACUACAGGCCCCCGGGGGGCUUAUAUUUGGAGGGGCGAUUUAACGGAGGGUGUUUUGCAUUACCAGUUGGGGGGCUUAUAUUUGGAGGGGCUUAUAUUCGGAAUUUUACGGUAUAUUAGGUUACAAGCAACCAUAGCUGAUCUAGGAAACAAGCUUGACAAGCAGGCAGCUGAGUAUUCUCAGUCCACAGUAGCUCGUGACUUGGAACUAGAGGCCCUGAGACAACAGGAAGAGAAGAUGAGACUUGAGACUGUACAAAUCAAAGAGGCUACAGACAGGUUAAUACUUUGUUUUUAAACAACUGACAGUUACUACAGUGAAACUUGUAUCAAGGGACACUCAUAUUAAUAAUAAUUUAAUAAUUAAGAACUUAUAUUGUGCAGUUUUCAUGACGAGAUGAUCAACUGCACAUUACAACAAUACAAAGAAUAAAAAUAACUAAAUGAUAAAUAAGAAUUACAUCAUGUGUUGUGUAUAAUAUCAAAAAACCUAACUAUGAAUAAAAAGCUUUACUGAAGGGUACGUCUUUAGAGGAUUUGCUAAAAGUAAAAUACAAAAAUUACAUAGUUCUGUGUAGGUAUUAAGUAAACCUAACUAGGAUUGAAAAGCCUUACUAAAAAGAUUUGUCUUCAAAAUUUUUUUAAAAGUGUCAACAGAUUUGGCCAUUCUAAUUUCCAGAGGUAAAUUGUUCCAGAGUUUAGGAGCCGAAGCAACGAAAAUACGGUCGCCCAGGGUUGUUAAAGUUUUCAUAGGACACUAGCUGGUGUCUGUUCAGUGAAGGUGUCUUCUUAGUUCAGGUUUGUUUAUUAUAAAGAACUCAUGGAAGGCUUGUUUUGCAAACCUAAUUAUCAGGCAUAAUCAUACAUUUACCAAUUGAUUUCAUUUGAUUCUUGUUUCAUUUUCACAGUUACCUUGAUGUAAGUACUACCCCUAGUUUAUCGUUUUUUACUUAGAACAUCAUGUAGUUUCUCGACCUCAUAGUGGGGCUUUCUCUUUGAGUCUUCCAGGCCUCUUGGCAAAGUUUGUACAGCUGUAUAUAAAUAUUAAAAUAGAUACUAAGGAAGAGAAUUACUACUUUUGGAUGUACUGUAUGUGUUAUUGCUUGUGCUCUUGUUUUUGGUGUUAACGAUUUUUAAUUACUGUAAUCUAGGUACAAAAAAGAGCUCACUUUAGCCAUGGAGCGAGAGGCUUCCUUAGAAAGAUCCAGAGCCCAGUUGGAAGUUGACUGGCAGCGAUGCUGUGAGGACACUGAAAGAGAAGUGUACAGCAAACAGGAGCAACUCAUUACUGGUCUCACAAAGCAAAGAGAUGAGGUAAAUGUACAAUCAUCAGUGGGAUUUUCUGGAAAAGUGAAUUAAAGCUACAACCAUGUCCAUUUCAUCAGAUUCUGAGCCUGGCAUUAGACUAUUUUAUUUGGUUUAAGAACAACUGACCCGGGGACCUGACGUGGUGGGUACUAACAGAGGGCUACAAAUAAAGGGGCAUUCCUGCAUAGCAUUUGUGUGUGUUAAAAGUGGGAAGGUGGUAACUUAAAAGCUGAUAACUGCAAAUAAAACUCCGACAUUUUGGCAAUGCUGCUUUCAUCAGGGCAAAUAUGUGAGUUCGUUGUAGCGGAAAAUUUUAAAAGUUGAAAAUGCGCGCCUAAGUGACUUGUGCGCGCGCAAGUCACGUGAAGGAGAAAUCUGGAUUGAGUCCACCCAGUGUGGGGGUGCCAAAAUUAUGAAUAAAGUGCAUCUCCUCGCGUCUUCUUUUGUCUUGUUCGGGUAGACUAGCUCUUAUCACGGCUACUUGCAUGUCCUCCAACUGGUGGUCCACUCCCGCAAAAUGGACAGGCACUGGCAGGGCCACUAACUGAGGGCUCUCUGCCUCUAUAAUGAAAACCAAUGACACUUUUACCAUUAAAGAUGUGCUCUAAGAGGAGUCCAAUUUGGUUUUGUAAUCUUAUGAGUGAUUAACAAAUACGGGGCCAUCCGAUUUGUUUAGUUAUGAGUAUGAUCACAGACUGAAUUGGACAACAGGAAGUUCUGUUACCAAUCAGUCAUAACUACAACAAAAUCUGUUAUGCUUUAAGUUUUUUAAAGAUUUUAAGAAUAAAAUAAAAGCUAUUCCAAGAGUAUUUUGCUAGAAGUGAAAACAAAAACAUUCUAUUGCACACGCACGAUGCCACUUACUGUCCAAUUACUUAGGCAUAACGCAUACUGUCUUACACUGUCCUAUUAAUGAUGAAGUCAGUGCAGUUGAUAGCCAAUCAGAUUUGAGAAUUUUGUUAUUGUGAAGAUUAAAACUGAUAUUACCUAACAUCAUUAUCUUUAUUUUGGAGCAAGUGUAUUAAGCUAUAAUACAGUUAAACUUCUCCUUAUGGACACCUCUCUUGGUCCCAAAGAUGCCCAAUUUCAUGCAGUUUAUACUUCUACAAUGUAGGCACCUUUCUCUAUUCUAGACUGUUCUCUUGGUCCCAAAGAUACCAAACGUCAUACAUUCCCUACCUCUAUAAUACAGACACCUCUGUGAUAAGGAAACUUAGCUCUGUCCCUUUGGUGUCCUUAAUAAAGAGUUUUAAUGUAGUGUCAAAUGCUACUCAGCAGGGUUGUCACUAAGAUUUCAAGUUGCUGGGUAAAUACAACAGGUAGGCGGGGAAUCAAACAGCUUAGGGAUUUCUUUUGGUUUUAUUUGUCUUCUAUUUUAAUAUGAAAGCACCCAGGGGCCACGUUCAUAACAGCCGGAGAAAUCCCCGCCCCCCGGCUCUUAAUGACAGCCCUGUGCUACUGUAAUUUCUGGAAGUACAAUCAUGGCUUUCGUGUUUAUUUUUGUCAGUCUGUGGCAUUAGCUCAAGAGCGAGAGCGGGAACUGGCUCAGCGGGAUAGCCUGAUACGUGUAUUGACUGAGACCAGAGAUCAGGCCCUUGUCACGCUUCAGAGACAUGGUCUUGCCAUUCCAACACAGUUUCCCAGUAAGGAGAAACAGACGGCAAUCAAUGCACAUGGCACUGCUGAUCAACAGGAUUUACCUGCAGAAGAGAAGAUCAAAGCCUUGGAAGUUCAAAAUGCUGAUUUAAGGGCUGUGAUCAGACAAAUGCGACAUGACAUGGAGGAUCUUAACAACCAACUGGCUGGCAGGCCUCCUUCUGUUUUGGUACGAGGCAGAGAUGGUGGGGAGGGGCCUUCUGUACCACUUACCAAAGGUAUGUUGCAGUGCCUGGUUGGUCAUGGUGAUGUCACUGAAUUCAGUAUAACCCUGUAUAACAAUGUAGUUACGUAGAACAAACUUAGUAACUUAGAACAAACGCCACUGAAUUGUAGUCAGCAGUCACCAGCACCUUUCAAACGACUCAUUGACAGACUGGGGCAAAACUGACAACCAUUGACUGAAAAUUUGACUAACAAUUAAGAACCGUUAUAACUGUGAAAAAAGACGGAUCGAAGCACACCAAUCUCACAUUUAGUCUUUAUAGCCUAUAACAACGAUAGAAAAGAUUACGAUUUUAUUGACCAAUCAGUUCAAUAAUCAGAAUUAAAUACCAUCAACUGACUUGCUUCCCACAAGUUGUCAAAACAUCGUCACUUUUAACAGUCCUAUUCAGAACUUUAUUCACCCAGAUGAUCAUAUUCCACCUUCUCAUGAAUUCAGUAUGUCACAUGCCUGGAAAUGAUUUGUGAACACAACAAGCACUUCUUAUAAUAAUCUACAUAAAUUACUAGAAGCAAUGAGAGGAGUACUAUGAAUUACCUUUAUCCGAAAUGUCAUCUUUCGGUUCAAAAUGAUAACUGGGUUAAAAUGCAUCCAUAAACUGUUACACUCAAGAAUUUAACGCGUAUUGCUUGUUCAUUUCUGUAUUUGUAUGCACUCACUUUCUUCAUCAAACAUGAUAAACCCAUUCACUCUUCAGACGAUCAAAACUGCCUUGUAUUUUAUUUUUAAAGAACACGAUCCUUUUACCACAGUCAUGUCGCCAGUUUAAAAGUGCUCAAAGACCUCACAACUCCCAGACUUACUGACUUGCCAAUAAACUCUCUUGCCAGAAUACGUUGAGUCAUUGGAAAAAGAAAUCACAGAAUUAAAAUCAAAGAACAGAACACUGCGACAGAGGAUGGAAGAAGUGGCAUCUAAAGCCUCCAAACCUCCUCCGUAUGGUCGGUCUGCACUCCCUGGAACUCAGGCACAAGAUCCAUUUAUACAGGCCCAUAUCAAGGAACUGAACGGAGCAGUUGGUAAUAAUAAUAAUAAUAAUAAUAAUAAUAAUAAUGAUAAUAGUUAUACUAAUGAUAAACAAUUAUUGGAUGAGGUUUUUGUCACAGGAAAAAUUAACGGAUACCCAUUUUUGGAUAUUUUAGGGUAUUUAAAGAAUACCCAUAAAAAUCCCAAAUUUGGCAAAGUGAGACAAGUCCCAACCCGGGAAUUCCCAACCAAGUUCCCUGAUUGGGACUUGUCUCACUCUUCCAAAUUUGGGAUUUUUGUGGGUAUUCUUUAAAUAUCCUAAAAUAUCCAAAAAUGGAAAUCGGUUAUUUUUUCCUGUGUGUGAUAUCCCGAAUAAUCAAGGUCGAGGUAAGUGUUAUCAGCCGAGCCUAACUGAUCUGUAGGUUGCGCUGAUUCCCAAAAUUAGCUGUAGGCUCUUAGCCAAUAAGAAAACAGAUAAUGAGUACAAUGUGUAAUAAUAAUAACUAGUAAUAACUAAAGGUUACGGAGUGCGGGCGACAACGAUCGAAGGUCAAAACGCUUUUGCUCCAUCACUGUGCUUUGCUUAAGUUUCACGUGAGAGAUAGUCAAAACACGUGUGAUCAGAUUACAAGUGAUAGAAGGUCCAAACGUGCGUGAUCAAAUUGCGCUCUAUGCGCUCCAUUCAUUCUUAGUGGAAGUCCAAACGAGUGCUGGCUACAUACAUGCGACGCAUGCGUAAUAACAACCUGGAGAUUAGGAUUGCGGACUCCUCCUGUCGCCCGCAAUAAAACAGUCAUCUCUCUAUCUAGGACUGACACCUUUUGGGACGGGCACUAAGUGUCCGUCUUAGAGAGAUGUCUAUCUUAAAGAGGUGUCCCUUAUGAGAGAGACGACUGUAAAAUCAAGGAACUGCACGGAGCAAUUAUUAGUAAUCUAACAUGUGGCACACGGUGAUGCCAGAUUCUGGUAUCAUGAGUCAGAGGCGAUGAAAAAAGUCUAAAGGAUCCCAUACCGUUCGUUCUUCUCUCCACACCACCCUCCCCUGGGAGCCCAUUCACAAGCUUAUGGAUAGUCUUCAUACUUUGUCUUUGAGCAGGCGCUUUACGUCAGGAAAAGCUUGAGCUGACCGCACAAGUGAAGAAGCACCAAGCUACUGUGGAUCAUCUUCAAGGAUCAUUGAAUCAAGCUCAUGAGGAGGUAUGGUGAUAAAACAUACACUGUACAGAGAGAUCAGCGUAUGGUAUUGUUAUUGUUGUUUAUGUGCUGCUUUGGGAGACAUUUUGAGAUUUGCUCUGUUCACUGGACUGUCUCAUCCCCAUAUGCAUAUGGAAUACGUUUCGGUAUCACCAACUCAGGGCUCUCAUUAACUUUGAAAGUAGCAGAGAAAGUAGCCGGUUAUUUAGCCAACGAAUCGUCCCAUAUUUGUUAUGUUUGACUCAUUUUCAAACUCGGAAUAGCUGGCUGACUUUGCUAACAAAGGGUCAAUAUAAGUAAGGAGCAGAGUGACGUACCUGGGGAGACAAAAAUACAAGUUUUUUGAGCUCAAGCCUUGCGUAUUUCAUUUUGUUCAAUGUCAAGUUCAAAUUAAAGUAAGGAUAGACAAUGAUAACACAAAAACCCUGAGCGAGGAUUCUGACAUCAAUGUUGGGAUUUGAAAGAGCAAUAUGGAUCUCUAGACGGCCUAGAUGGUCAAUUGAUGGAGUGGAUAUUUCGCUAUUUUUAAACUCUCUUGAUAUGUUUGCCCAAAGCAUAUUAGUUUUGUUGAGCUUGUUACAGUUUUAAGAAUCGCCUAUUAUUAUUCAUUCAAAAUAUUUCCCCGAUUCUGAUUGGCUAAAAGCACGCGCAUAAUUAACCAUAACCAGUUACUGAUGACCAAAUUUGGGAGAAUUUUGUGUUUAACGAGGAAAUGACGUCAAAAGUGCAGCCUUCUGCAGGUUGAUGCACCGUUAACUGAGAAGACCUGGGGACGAGGCUGAGUUGUUUUGGUCGGAAAAAAAAAUAGCGGACAUUUCACUCGUUUCAAGAGUAAGAACUACAGCUGGAACUAGGCGAAAUAAUAACUAAAAAACAUGGCAAAAACAGCAACAAGACAACUCGGAAGGCGACAUCUGCUAUUUGGAGAAUAUUUGUGUAGCUGGACAAACCUAAAUACACACUAUCGAAAAUGAACAUCGAUGCAGGUAAGCAUGUUUUAGCUAUGUUUUUAGACUAGGAAAUAUUUUGAAGGAAUAAUAAAACAAUUAAUGAAUGAGGCUGAGUAGGAUAUGAAGAAUUAAGCAGAUCGAGAAGGGUGUUAUCCACCUCGGCCUUCGGCCUCGGUAGAUAACACCCUUUUCGAUCUGCUUAAUUCUUCAUAUCCUACUCAGCCUCAUUCAUUAAUUGUUAAUUAAACAUCCCCGCGUGGACCCCCAAAGUUAAAUAGAUGCCCCAGGCGUUUAGUAGGUCAUUUAUGGUAUUUAACUGUAGUUGUCUUAAUGGCUUUGUGUUUUAGGUUCGCCAGAAACAGUUAGCAGUAGAUCAACUGCAGUACGAGCUUACAACUCAAAACAGACGUGCAACUGAUGAGCUUAGCGCCCUAAAACAGCGAAUAACAGAACUGGAACUGCAGCUUAUUCAGACCAGAAGAGAGGCUGAUGAGUACUUCAAAAGUGGACUGGAAAGGAAUGCUGAGGCCACUUCCUUGGGGAAUCAGGUAGCACUUCAAAUACAUUCAUCACUUUAACAUUGCCUGUAGUAAAGACCUUUAGGGGCCGACCAUUUAACUCUUAAGGGGGGCUGGUGGGUGAUUUCUGGUCAUCAAGAAUUUUUUUUCUAGCAAUCUGGUGGGCAGGAUAUUUUUUUCCCUUUUUUCCCAUAAGCUUUCUAUUACAUUUACAUUUGUGCUGCAUGCAAUUUUUUUCUUCAGACAAGCGCUUGCAGGAAAUUUUUUUUCAAAAUCACCCCCUUAGUGUCUAAGACGAGGACUGACGACUACGAGAACGAGAUGUUCUCAAUGCCCAGAGGUGCGCGCGCGUCAACCAGCGUUAUUUGGGCGGGAAAACAUCCAGAUCGAGGUUUAAGUGUUUGGCAGACAAUAAUGUGAUAAAACUAUCUUUUGACAAAACAACAUGGACUGGUUUGUUACCUAGGACCCGUUCUUUUAAUCUUGAGAUUUAGAUUUAAACAUUUGUCCAUAGAAACUGGUCAUCACUUAAAAAAUUGUGUCGUAAUUCAAAAGUAUGAUCUCUUGGCUGCCCUACAUUGACACAACGACGAAGUCAAAGUUAAGCUUCGAACGCAUUGCAUUGUCCUCGCAAGAUGCCAAUCUCAAUUGUGAUGUUAUGACCAACUGAUUUGGAUUGUCUUUUUUUUCUACUUCAGCUGUCAACACUUAAAGUGGAACUUGCAUCCCAGGGGGGAGGGGGUAAGCUGUUUAAUCCUCAGGCCUCAGUUGUUAAACAGCUUCAAGAAGAAAUUCUUCGUCUCCGAAGACAGCUUUCAUCAGGUAGGUAUAAACGUCAGUCACUUCGCUGCAUAUGGAAGUCAUUCUGAUAUGCGUAGAGCAUUUAACAGUAGCGAAACAAGCGGAUACCAAACAGCAUGCUUACUACUCCAUUCAGUGUUGUUCAGGAUCUCCUGCAUAAGUGGAUCGCGGCCUUUCAAACAACUCGUUAUUGCCGAGAGGUCUGCCGAUAACCCUUCACCCGGACAACAAUCCAUAAAGCGACUUUGAAUGAAGUGCAAAAUAUCCUGUGCGUGUCACUUUCAUGGAAAGUAGUGGUGUUUGCAUAUGUUACCUUGAAAAAUCUAUUAGAAACAUAGUCGCAAGCUCCUUAACUAAUAAACUAAAGUGCUGCUACUAAGAAUAAAAAUACGAUAGAGUAUAAAUAGGAAGGGACAAACAUUUACCCUAGUAGCAUAGACAUGGAACGCGUUAUUUUUUUUAAUUGCUCGUUCUGUCUCUAGUAUGCAGCACAUCGUAAUUUUUUACAUUCUUUUCAUGUUCAACUAGGUGUUCAAACCAGCAACGGCAACGAAGCCUCCUUCGACCCAUAUCCUGCCUCUAACGCGUCUCGCUUACACAGCAAACUGCAAGAAGCGGCGAGGCGCAUAAGCCAGCUGUCUCAAGAGAAGGAACAGCUCAUUCAGAUGGGAAACAGAUUGAGAGCUGAACUGACAAAGUUUACAGGUAAAGUCUUCUUUUUUGGUGAAAUACACUGUAAAUUAAAGAGAUCUGUUUCAGCCCCAAAGUGUCAAUUCAGCCUUGCAGGCCAAAGUCUGAUUCAGCCCUUCCCGGAGCCAUUUGAGCACAAUUUAGGCCAAAAAAGCUCUAUCAAAAGGCUAUUCCAGCCCACGGUAGGGCCCAUUUCAGCCCUGGGACCAAAUCAGCCCUAGCUAAUUGGACUUUAUUGGCCCUGAUUUAAGGGAGCCAAAUUAGACCCAAAAAUAGGACUGUAUUUUACUCACCGAAACGGCCCUGUUUUUAGGGCUCAAACAGAUCUUUCUGAUUUAGAGUGUAUCUCGUAAAAUAUACUGUAGAGCUGUAGAUUAGCCAUCAGCCAUUCAAGGACUUCAGCAAUCCAACAACAUGACCUAACAGUUUCAAUCUGGGUUUGGGGAGUCGUCAGGAAAGCCAAAUAAAACAGUUCUGAUCUUUUACAAAUACAGAUCGUUUUAGAUUCAGCUUUUCAUUUAAUUGUACCUAUUCUGGCCGGAGAACCAUAUAUUUUCGUUUUCUUUUUUAGAUAUAAUUGGCCCAUAACUCGUUGAUUUUUCGAACCUGCUGCUUUCGUUUAAAGUAUCAAAUAAAAUAAAGGCGAUUUACAACUAUUUUCAUUGUACGAAAAUGCAUUUUAGUUUCGUUCAUGCCACUGACUUUAUUUUUGACGUGGCUUCGUAUAAAAUAAAACGCACGAUACAGGCAACUCUUUUAGCAGACUGACACUUUUCAACGGUCACUUUAAUGUGGUCCUUGCCGCUCUUCAGUCACUUGUCUACAAUGGACACUUAGUGAGUACCUCAGGUGUGUCCAUCUAAAAGGGAGUCUCACUCUGUUGCGUAACACUUGGGUCAAAUCACAGGUGGUAGAAAGAGUGCUCCCCCUGGUUCCAUAUCUGUCCAGACGUCCAAGCCCCAUACCGCCUCUAUGGGAAAGACCCCAAGGAAGCUGAAGGAUGAUAUUCACAGUCAGCUUAAUGCUGUGGAAAAGCUUCAGUACCAGCUCACCUCUCAUGAGCUCCAAUAUGCUCAGCGCAUGGCUCAGAGCGAACAACAAGCCGUUGACAAGGUCAAGGUCACCGUUGUCUCAAGCUCCAGUGAUUCUAAUGAAGGUUUGUGUGUGUUAACUUAUGGCCGAAUGUGCACGGUCACAACGUUUAUCGUGCGCUUUGUAGCCUGCGCGGCAGGCGUUUGAAAAGGAAAGGAAAGGGGGGUUUGGGCGCGAGGGAGACGCGAGGGCCGCGCCCCCUCGAGUUUCUCUCGCGCCUAAAACAACCUUUCCCUUCCCUUUCAAACGCCUGCCACGCAGGUUAUGCGCUUUGUUGCUGUGAUGAGGUAAGAACGAACCUAACCGACGACGUAAACAAAAGCACCAAAUACAUACGUAGUAGUGUGCAAAUCUGUAUUGCCUUUUUCUAGGAAAACAGGCGCUGUAGAUUACAAUAAAUAAAUAAAUGAAUAAAAAUAAGUGAGUAAGUAAAGAUGUAGAGGUAACAAAUCCACAUAGUGGUUAUUCGUCUACCAUUCCCGAUCGUAUUGGAAUUUGAAAAUGUUGGUUUUUGAAGAGAGGGGAAAACCAGAGCACCCAGAGAAUAAGCGUAAAAUUCCGAAAAUAAGCCCCUCCAUGUAUAAGCCCCUCCAAAUAUAAGCCCCCCGGAGACUUGUACUUGGAAAAACUGCCCUCAAAUACAAAGUAAAACAAAGCAUAAACGGAAAAUUUCCUUCCAACUAUACGGCUAGCCCAAUCGAUUUUGAAACGCAAAUUUCCCUCCGUAAAUAAGCCCCUCCAAAAAUUCUCGGCUUGCACUGUCACGCAAUGAAAAAUAAAAAUGCAAACCAUUUAAUACAGAAGGACUAGAAUCUGGGAAAUGAAAAAAGAUAAAUAUACAAAAACUCUUGCCAAGAAUCAGGUCUGUGAAACAUUUCAAAUGCGAGAUAUUGGGAAAAACGGUUUACCAAAAUUUAUAAAGCUUUGUAUGGAAACGCCAUGUUGGUGUCCCUUUCAGGAACACCAAUAUGGCCGCCGGAUACCAACAGAAACAUCUGUUUUCGAGUUUUCCUACUAACGCGUGAAUUCUUCGCUUGAGGAACUCAUAAAGAUUACAGUAAUAUUUAUUCUGAGACAAGGAAUGUUUAGAUUGCAAAAUCUCCCAAAAUCGGUAAUGUUUUUAACCCACAUAAGAGCUUUCCCGGCCGCCAGCUAAAUCCCGCGUCACGCAAAAGCCUGGAAAUUCAAGCGUCCUCUCUCGCAAAACGAAGAACCCCUUCGAACCAAAAAUUUGUUUAUGUAAAGGUGUGUAGGUACUGUAAUAGCCCGUGAAAGUAGAAACUCAGAAGAAUCGAUAGUUUCUGAGUUUGAUUUUUGGUGACGUCACGUGCAACCCAAGAAAACAAAAAGGGCCUUUGAAAAAUAUAAGCCCCGGGGUUUAUUUUCGGAAUUUCUCGGUAUCUUUUAGAACAGAGAAAUACUAGCAGCAAAUUCAACUCCUAUUUGGCGUCAAUUCUGGGCCACAGUUGUUGAGAGGAGAAAGCUCUCUCCACCGCGCAUGCGCCGGUCUUGCCUCCCCUCAACAACUGACUGCGCCUGCGUGUGUUGCUUGUGCUUUGCUAACGUCACAGUGUAGGCUGGGUCUUAGGAAAUUGAUGAAUUUGAUUUGAAGUUUUUUUAGUUUUAUGAGAGAAAGAGCGUAAUCUGUACCUGGACCUUUAAUGUGAGGCGUUUCCCUGCUGAGCAUCCUGCGAAAACAACAGGACUCGACUUCUUUACGUGUAUUGCGUCUCUUUUGCGGAAAUGAUUAACUUGAGCGACUGUCCGAAAGUCGGGUUGUUCACAUUUGUUGAAGGUAAAAUUAUUUUCGUGUGAUUUAGACGGGAGAGCUCCGGAGCCUCUAAAAGAAUCCCAAGAGAUGGAGCCACGUGAUGUAAGCGCAAAGAAAGACGUACCAGCAGAGGAUAACGUGACCAAGCCUUUAGUCAUUCAGAGAACAUCGUCUCCUGUGUAUGAGCAGUCGCUGUUCACUUCAUCCUCUGAGGGUCAGGCUUCGUUACAGGAAAUCUGGAAAAUGUUGGAAGCUGAAGAGAGUUUCCGGAGCCCGACUCCGAGAAAAGGGCGACCCAGCUCUCGUCAAAAACUUCCAGUCGAGCGAAAUGUGGAACCUGACUACAUUCCUGCGCGCGAUUUGCCGGAACGCGACGUGUUUGCUUUGAAAGGAAGACGAACGGAGGUUCAAACCAGGCCUGCCAAACUUCGACCAGAGAUGUCUAAAAAGGCAUCUGGGAAGGUUAAACUAACUCCGAAAAAGAUAAAGGUCAGAAAUUAUAACGUCAAAGAUGAUUAAACUGAGUUUAUGAACAGUUAAAAGAGUGUAACCACCUAGUUGGUUGGUUGUUCUCUACUAUAUACAGUCUACCCAACUCUAUUGGGACAGAACUGUCUAACAGAGUAGCCGGGAAGGUCAAGCUUUUCCAAAAAAAAGUUUAAAGUCACGGAUAACAACGUCGAGGAUAAUUAGCCUUUAUGACCAAUUGAACUAAUGUCACAACCUGUCGGUUCGUCUGUGCUCCUAAUGGUUCAUCUACGUUGCUCCGAAGAAAUAUGAAGUCAGGGCCCAUAGGCCAGUUGGCUCCGUAGCCUGCGACUGCUGAGAGCAAGCUCACCAUUUAUGGCGAGAGAACGCGCGAGCGAGCACUUGCGUCUCCUUUCGCGUGUUGCUCUCGCGUGACUUCUCGCGGCUCCCCCAAAUGGAGAGCUCGCUCGCAGGCAAUUGGCUCCGAGGCUGAGGGAUAUAAAGCGAAGGAAAACGCAGUGUGAGUGAGUUUAAUUUCAGGGAUGAAUUAGGGAGUCGGCUGAAGGAUUACAUUCUGCUUCCUUUCCCCCCCUCCCCCCCAAAGGAAGACACUGCCCUACUGCAAAGAGCA
This is a messenger RNA of Porites lobata, 18134 nucleotides long. The record is from the annotation of a GenBank genome assembly. NCBI's taxonomy places the organism in Eukaryota, Metazoa, Cnidaria, Anthozoa, Scleractinia, Poritidae.